AUGAGAUUCGCGAAAGUUGUGCUGCCUUUGACCUCGGCUGGAGCGUUGGGGGUCAUUGGGACCCUCUGGGCCUGGAACUCGGGGAGCCAGCAGUCGAGGAUGCCCGGAUGUCAAUACAUCAGAAAUAUGGCGUCCUCCAGUAGCUCGAAAGGGAUUCAAUUCGGAUCGGCAUGGUUUCAAAGAAAAAUACAUCUCAGACCGCAGCACCGUGGUAUCCACCUAGUCACGGAAGAAAUCCUCCGACAACUCCCCGAGCUGGCCAUGUUCUCCAUGGGUCUUAUGCAUAUUCAAAUUCUUCAUACAUCAGCAAGCCUUGCACUGAAUGAGAACUGGGACCCAGAUGUUCGGGUGGAUAUGGAGAUGAUGCUUAAUAAGAUUGUUCCAGAAGGAAUGAGCUAUCAGCAUUCCUGUGAGGGACCUGAUGAUAUGCCUGCCCAUGUGAAGGCGUGCUUCCUGGGAUCCUCCUUGACGGUUCCCAUCACAGAUGGACGAUUGAACGUUGGGACCUGGCAGGGGAUCUGGCUGUGUGAACAUCGAAACCGAGCCGGGUCCCGAAAAGUGGUUGUGACAUUGAGUGGGUGCUUGAAAGAUUCACCUGGGGCUUCGGGAUCGGGUGUUGCUCAAAACCCUGGAAGUGCCGGUGGACGAAGUCCAAACACCACCAACAACAGCCCUGGUCCCUCUAGUUAGCCCCCGCACACGCCUAGCCUCCAAAAUUUCCCCCAUUGUUUGCCAUAUUUCUUGUGAUGGGACAAAAAAGAAAACAACACAAUUGUGACAACCUACUCGUCUCGACUUGACGGGUGUCGUCGCUGCAAUUACUGCCAGGGACAAAUUUUUCCCUUUGAUCUUUUUUCCCCCCUUACUCCUCCAGUGCACUUAUGCAUGGGACAAGCAUGUCUUGGGAGAUUUUUUGGGAUGCUCUUCAUUUUAUCUUCACCCUCAUGCCAUCAUUUGUCACAGUUGACAUCCUUGCAAAACUGAUAUCCAUUCAUUUAUCCUUCCAAGGCAUUGUUUCUAUUGAUGAAAGAAAGAAGUGAUAAAUUUUUCUAUCAGUGAUUUGGUUGUUUGUAGGAGGUGCAAGGAAGGAAGAAUUUUUUGCUCACAUUCGUGAAUCUUGAAUCUCACCCUGUCCACUGUUAAAUUUUAUUGAUCAACUCACUGCCACAAGUUUGCUUGAGUUGCUGAACUCCUGCAGUGAGAAUAACAAAAGUCCCUCUCUCAGAUCCCUCAUAAUCGGCAUGUAACUUUUGCCUUGACUCUUGUAAUCCCCUUCCCUGCAUGCUAAAGGGUUUUGGACCCUGAAUCCCUAAAUCAUGAUGCUGAAUGCUGAGCUUCCCUCUUCCUGAAAAAAAAUAACUUCCUGCAUGGCUGAUUGAGCUUGCUUGGAAAAGUCUUCUUGCAUAAGCCAUUCCCAUGCAGGAUCUGAACCUGGAAAUAUGCCUUUCCUUCCUUUCCUUGUCUCAUUGCUCUAGCGUAGGUCUUCCAAUUAUCUGAGCAAUAUGGCUUUCAAUUUGCAGGCAGCUCUUCCCUGUUGUGUGUGCAUGGUAUGUUGCAUUUCAUGCCCAAAGGAACAUGAUGUGCAUCUGCUCUUAGAUCUCUCCUUGAAACAGCAGCAUUUCCUCUUGCAGUUAGCUAAUUCAUUUUUCUUGUACACUUAAAAAGGUAUUGGCAUCAUUUCCUAAGUUCAUCUGGUUCCUUUGUGCAUGAAAUUAGCAUUUGGGAAUCACAUAAGCUCAAAAGACUGGUCUGGUGCUGUUCAUCUGACACGAGAGCAGGCUACUCUUCAUGUCCAGGGAAUAUCAGAAAAUGUCGGUUCAAAAUGGCAUGGCACAACUUUUGUGUCUCAGUCUUGAAAAUGUGAAAUAUGAAAAAAUUUUAUUGCAAAAACUUGGGGAAUAGUCACUGAAGCCGUUGACAAUUGCAAUCUGAAUCUGAUGUUUCUUCGCCAAAGUGCAAUUCUUGAUUUUUUAUUUGGUCAUCCUCAGUGCAAGGGAAGCUAUUGAAUUGCAAUCUGAAUCUUGUGUUUCUUCUCCUAAGUGCAAUUUCUGAUUUCUACCAUGGUCACUGUCAGCAAAAGGGAAGGGUUUCAUUCAUGAUGUCAUCCUGCAAGGACAAGCAAAUCAAAAGCUUAGGGAAGCCUCAUGAAUCCUGCCUUGGAGUUGACCCAACUAUUUUUUCUUUUUUUUUGCUUGUCAACUCUGCCAUUCUGUCCUGUAUGGGGGAAUGACUCCAGAGCUGUUGGGCCUUAGUGUGACCCUGUUGACCUGUGGUGUUCUGUUCCACUAGUUUAUUCUUGUUUCUAGUCUGUAUCCCCCCUUUCUUUCUGCUUGUUUCUCCUAGUCUUGAAUAUUUAUCAGAGGUGAGUAUUUAUCAUUAGUUCCUUCAAAGUACUAUAUUGACAAAGUUUGAAUUAAUCCGGUGGUUGAGUUCAGGAUUUUUUUGCUUGAAAAUUCCAGAUAUUUUUGUUGCUCUUAAUUUUAUGAUGGAGAAGGGAAGCAAUUGGAAUGCUGUCUAGUAGUGUCAAGGCAUUGGGAAUUGGUAGUCUUCGAAACCCCCUCCAGUAUUAAGGGAUGAGGCUCCCUUGAUCUUGAAUUGAGUCCCCAAAUUGUCUUAGAAGCCAUUUUUUCCUGGCUCAUACAACAGAAAAGCGAUUCCAUGAUGAUGACGUGAUUUUUUCAUGGUUAUAUGAAUUCUUGUUAAUAAAAAAUUUCAAAGUUUG
Molecule: messenger RNA, 2722 nt
Organism: Darwinula stevensoni
Lineage: Eukaryota; Metazoa; Arthropoda; Ostracoda; Podocopida; Darwinulidae
Source: the annotation of a GenBank genome assembly